This is a messenger RNA of Exophiala bonariae, 1683 nucleotides long. RefSeq lists its product as uncharacterized. NCBI's taxonomy places the organism in Eukaryota, Fungi, Ascomycota, Eurotiomycetes, Chaetothyriales, Herpotrichiellaceae. The record is from RefSeq and is a predicted model, not a curated record. Gene Ontology annotation, biological process: endocytosis; intracellular protein transport. The transcript is spliced from 3 exons. Bases 1 to 1683 code for a protein of 560 amino acids. Gene Ontology annotation, cellular component: clathrin adaptor complex; cytoplasmic vesicle.
AUGAGCGUCAUUGUUGAUGCGCUCUACAUCUUUGAUGAUCACAAUGAGUGCAUCUUGGAACACGUCUACGCUGGCCGACCUCCAACGGCCAAUACUCUCAUCUCCAGCAUAAUAAGCAGACCCAUACCCCGGCCUGCUGUGCUCUACCUCUCUGACCUUGCCCCAUCUACAACAGCAUAUACUGUGACGCAUGCAAAUCUGCUAUUCGCGGCAGUAUGCAUCAAAGAUUCUCAGCCGUUAGCCAUACUCGAUUUCCUCCAUCGACUGAUCGAUGUGUUUGAGGAUUUCCUGGGAAGCCCAUUGCUGGUGGGCAAGAUCCAGGACAACUAUGAGGUUGUCGCACAGCUAUUGGUAGAGAUGUGUGAUGGAGGUGUCGUCUGUAAUACAGAACCCAAUUCAUUGAAAGAGAAUGUUGAGGUCUCCUCCCUAUUUGGCAAAUUGUUUACUCAAGUCGGCUUACCCGGGGCAUCUCCGGCUUUGAAUCCACAAAGCUCCUUCGCUGCUAGUCUUCGUCCUACGGCAGCACCAUCCACGGGGCCUGCUAUUCCCUGGCGGAAGUCAAACGUGCGACACACGUCGAACGAACUCUACGUUGAUAUCAUCGAAACACUAUCAGUCAUCUUUGCUCCAUCAGGACGACUGAUUUCAGCUCGAUCACAUGGUUCUAUAGCAUUCACAGCCAAGAUAUCGGGAGUUCCAGAUCUUUUACUGACCCUAAAUGCGCCGGGAGGUACCAGCAGUUCCAAGUCCUCAGGGAUCGCCCGUACGAUGCAGCAUCCUGUUUUCCAUCCUUGUGUGCGGCUAGCCCGUUGGAAGGAACAUCCAGGGGAACUAUCUUUCGUGCCACCUGAUGGACGAUUUAUGCUAGGCGGGUAUGAAACAGAUCUAAUGCCAACAAAGUUAAACAACGACCAACCGCCGUCGCAAGGCGACCGUAUCUUCCUUCCAGCUACUGUGGAUCUCCGACCAGGGCUCGGUAGCGCAGGCAACGAGUUCGAAGCCAGACUCACAUUAAACAGCAACUUCCCCGGAGUUGCCUCAUCCAGCAAACCGGGCGCCUCACGGACGGGUUCAAGUACUGGACCGUUCUCUUUCGGGAGUUCCAGUGGAGGCGUGUCGACCGCUCCGUCUCUGGAAGCCGUGAUAGUCACAAUACCCUUUCCGCCAGAGGUGCGCAAUGUCACGGAACUCAAGCCAUCUCGAGGCGAAGCCAACUUCAACGCAUUCGACAAAGUCAUUGAAUGGAAAGUCCCAACCAGAGACGGCGCCUCGAUCAGCGGCGUAGCGGUGCUGACAGGAACAGUGUCUGGACCACUGAACACAUCCGCAGUCAUCAACGACCACGACGUCGAAUUGUCCGAGGUGGGCAAGGCGAACAGCAUGGCGGGCUAUUAUGAGGACGACGUCGUCGCAGACCAGACGGACUUGCAAUCGCAAUCCGGACCAACCGCGACAAGGACGGGCAGCAACGGGUCUAAGAAAUCCCACGCCAACAGGUCCCUCAUGCCCCGCUCGGUCGCCGUAUCGUUCAACGUCAAAGGCUGGUUACCCAGUGGCAUCAAGGUCGACGCACUGCUCGUUGACGUCAAGAAAUCCAAGGGUCUGGGCGAUGGCGUUCGCCCUUACAAGGGUGUCAAGUACAUGACUAUCAGCAGGCAGGGAGUGGAACGGAGAGUCGAAUGA